AUGGGGUUUGGGGAGAGAUGGGUUGGCUUGAUUAUGGAAUGUAUAACUUCUGUAUCUUAUGCUGUGUUGGUGAAUGGAAGGCCAGGUGAUGUUAUAUAUCCCUCACGAGGCAUUAGGCAAGGGGACCCAAUAUCCUCAUACCUGUUUUUGUUAUGUGCUGAAGGGUUGAGUAGCCUUAUUAAUGCAGCUGAGAAAAAGGGUGAAAUCAAAGGAAUGGUUGCUACAAGAGGAGGUAUAAGGGUCUCUCAUCUCCUAUUUGCUGACGAUAGUAUCAUCUUUGCAAGGGCUAAAUGGACUGAAUGGUUGAAAGUGAAGGAAAUCCUAAGGGUAUAUGAAGAAGCCUUUGGUCAGUGCAUGAAUCUACAAAAAACCACUGUGUUGUUUAGCUCCCGAGUUAGACAGGAAGAGAAGGAGAGGAUUGUGCAAGAUCUUGGAGCAAGGGUGCAAAGUAGCUGUGAAAAAUGGGUUGCCCACUAUGGUUGGAAGAGCUCGUUAUGA
This is a messenger RNA of Juglans regia (Persian walnut), 498 nucleotides long. RefSeq lists its product as uncharacterized. The record is from RefSeq and is a predicted model, not a curated record. The coding region runs from base 1 to 498 and encodes 165 amino acids. The transcript has a single exon. Lineage: Eukaryota; Viridiplantae; Streptophyta; Magnoliopsida; Fagales; Juglandaceae.